Darwinula stevensoni is the source of this 2526-nucleotide messenger RNA. The record is from the annotation of a GenBank genome assembly. NCBI's taxonomy places the organism in Eukaryota, Metazoa, Arthropoda, Ostracoda, Podocopida, Darwinulidae.
UUUUUUCCUUGUCAGGUUCUACAAUGAAAAUCCUCAGCAGCAAUACAAUUUUAAAUUCAUUCAGUCUUUUUUUCUUAUUGCUCUUAAUUGAAUAUGUCAGAGCAGAGGAUUUCUAUGAGCUGCUAGGGGUGUCAAAAGAUGCAGAUAACAGAGACAUUCGGAAAGCAUUCAAGAAACUGGCACUUCAGUGGCAUCCUGACAAAAAUAAGGAUAAUCCUGAGGCACAUGCCAAGUUCCUGCGCCUGAAUAAAGCAUAUGAAGUGCUGAAGGAUGAAGAAAAGAGAAAAAAGUAUGAUCUGCAUGGGGAGGAAGGAUUGGAUGAGUCCAGAAGCUCAGGACAUUAUCAGUCAUGGUCGUUUUACCAUGAAGAAUUUGGUAUCUAUGAUGAUGACCCUGAAAUAGUCACUCUCAGUGGCAAGGAUUUUGAGGACAUGGUUCGGGACUCUGAGGAUCCUUGGUUCAUCAACUUUUAUUCACCCCACUGUGGACAUUGCCAUAAAUUGGCCCCAACAUGGCGGAAAGUUGCAAGGGAAUUGGAAGAUGUCAUUCGCAUUGGGGCUGUAAACUGUGGAGAUGAUUUAUGGCUGUGUAGAAAGGAAUCUGUUUACAGGUUUCCAACACUGAAACAUUAUCCUGGUGGACAUGUUUAUGAAGGGCCAGAGACAUUUGAUGAAAUGGUGGAUUAUGGUAUGGAACUAGUGAAAGCAGCCAUCAAAGAUGUCUCUGCUCGGGACUUCCAGAGCAUGAGGCUCAUGAAAGAGCAUUCCAACUGGAUUGUCAUGUUUUGCUGGAACCAACAGGAUUGCCCAUCAUGGAAGACUCAGAAAAAACUGGCAGGAAUGCUGGAUGAUAUAGCCUUGAUUGGUUAUCUGGACUGUGGAAGAGAACAAGAUCUUUGCAAAAGCUUGGAAAUUCCUACUAAUGGAGAAAUUAGGGCUUAUCCCUCAGGCAUUGCCCUCAUUUCGAGAGACAGCAGAGAACUCACACAGGAGUAUCUCAAUACCCUUCAGGGUCCAUCAGAGCUUGAUGCUAUAACAUUUGAGAAUAUCUUGAAAAGUCUGAUGCAAGGUGGUAAGGAAAGCUGGCUGUUGGAGUUCUAUUCACCAGCUGAAAUUGAUGACACCUUGUCAAAGAAGCUAGCAGUGCUUUUAGAUUCCAAUAACAUUCGUGUUGGACGCAUGGACUGUGUCCGUGAGAGAGCCUUUUGCCAACGUUUCUUUGUGCACAAGUACCCCACAUACAUGAUGUUGAAGGAUGGAGGAGGCCAUGAGAUCCACUUGGGGCGUCCUGGUGUCCACAGUGUUGGCCAGUUUGCCAAAAAGAGUUCAACUGCAACGGCUUUUCACAAUCUGAAUCCAACAGACUUCCAGAGAGUUCAGGAUGGUUCAUCAUUGUGGUUUGUGGACUUCUUUGCCCCAUGGUGUCCCCCCUGCAUGCAUCUAUAUCCAGAGUUUCGCCGAGCCAGUAAUUUGGCUCAAGAAAGGGAUCUCCAAGUGAGAUUUGGGGUAGUUGAUUGCACAAUACACUAUAGAUUAUGCAACCAAGAAAGGAUUCAUUCAUAUCCUUCAACCAUCUUGUACAAUGGAUCUAUACCACACCACUACAAAGGACCUCACAAAGCAGAAAGUCUAGUUGAUUUUGUUCACAACAUACUCAAUCCAGUUGCAAUUGAUUUGACUGAUGAAUUAUUUGAAAGGCGAGUUCAUUCAAAGAAAGAGGAUGAGAUUUGGGUUAUUGACUACUAUGCACCAUGGUGUGGACCUUGUAUGGCAAUGCAAUCAGAGUUCCGGAAAUUUGCUCAGAUGGUGAAAGAUAUUCCUGGAGUCUAUGUGGGUGAAGUGAAUUGUGAGAGAGAACGAAACCUCUGCCAUAACAAUAACAUACACAGCUAUCCAACUAUAAGACUCUAUCCAAGAGGGUCACAAGGAAUACGAACCUUGGCGCAGUACUACCCUCAGUGGCAGAGGAAUGCCAAAUCAUUUCAAUCCUGGCUCUUCCAGUUCCUUCCCUCUAAUGUGGAGGAUAUCUCUGGGAUGGACACAUUUCAUGCUAAGGUCCUCAAGAGUGCAGAUGUAUGGUUGGUGGAUUUCUACACCCCAUGGUGUGGCCAUUGUAACAUGUAUGCACCUGAGUUUGAAAGCAUAGCACAGAGUUUGAAGGGAAAGGUGAAGGCAGGGAAGGUGAACUGUGAACAAGACGAGUCACUCUGUCAUGCAGCUGGGGUAAAUGCCUAUCCAUCUGUGCUUCUUUACAAGGAGAAGAAUGGCUUUCAUGGUGUGCCAUUGCAUAACCGUGAAGCUGAAUUUGUCGUCAGCUUCGUAGAAGCACAGCUCAAGGCAAGAGGUCAUCUACAAAGAGAUGAACUAUGAUAGGCCCUUUCCAGAUUCAUUAGGAGCCUCUCAUGAUAUUUAAAAGAGUAUGGUGAUUGCCAUGAUCAAGAAAAUUUUAUUUAUUACAGCCUACAUGAGAGGUAUGACUGAAACCUCAUGCAAGUUUUUUUUUUUAACCUUUUUUUUUUAACAUGUG